AAGACUUUAAAAUAAUAACCAUGGCCACUCAACAGCGCCAUCAACAUCAACGACUGCUGCAGCGACUGAUAGUACAUUUUGAAGUAAAAUUAAUUUUUUAUAGAUACAAUUUUGUGCAACGAAUAUUCGUAAAGAAAUCCAAAGCUCCCAAAAUUGAUCGGAAAUUUUAGAUCAAAAAAGACGCAAACAUUUUUCACACAAAGCACUCGCCAUCCUUUGGAAUAGCAAGCGCGUGUCAAAAUGUGCUCCACAACACAGUUUUGUUUACUCAAUCUACGCACAUAUUUAAUCUACUUGUGUUGCUAUCUACUUAUAAUGGUGGCCGCAGGUAGUCGUGUAGUUAACGGUUUAAAGUGUUAUUGCAAUCCCAAAGAGUGUGAUGUCAUACGUUCGCUGGAUUGCCCCGGGAAGGGAAUGAUGCUGUGGGAUCCCUGCAAAUGUUGUCGCAUCUGCGCAAAGACACUUGGCGAAACUUGUGGUGGUCCUGGCGGCUUCUCAGGUCAAUGUGAGCCACCGUUACAGUGUGUCACAAAAUUGCCCAUAACUAGUGGAUUGGGUGUUUGCAUGG
Messenger RNA from Rhagoletis zephyria (snowberry fruit fly), 568 nucleotides. Its product is annotated as single insulin-like growth factor-binding domain protein-2. Gene Ontology annotation, cellular component: extracellular region. Gene Ontology annotation, molecular function: insulin-like growth factor binding. The record is from RefSeq and is a predicted model, not a curated record. NCBI's taxonomy places the organism in Eukaryota, Metazoa, Arthropoda, Insecta, Diptera, Tephritidae. Gene Ontology annotation, biological process: regulation of cell growth; regulation of signal transduction.